Molecule: messenger RNA, 2812 nt
Organism: Plutella xylostella (diamondback moth)
Lineage: Eukaryota; Metazoa; Arthropoda; Insecta; Lepidoptera; Plutellidae
Product: organic cation transporter protein
Biological process (GO): transmembrane transport
Cellular component (GO): membrane
Molecular function (GO): transmembrane transporter activity
Source: RefSeq, a predicted model, not a curated record
GACAGUCGCGCAGCAAACGCAGUUAGAUUUAGCGCAGGGAAAAACAGAAACACAUUUAGGAAAACGUCUAGCGAUCUGUGACGCUGCGAAAACGCGUUUUCCGUCUGAUGAACCCGCAUGGGUUUGAGCCAGUUUGAGGUGCGCGUGGGCGGUGUCUGAGCAACCCUUGACCGCUCAGUCGGAGUGCGGCUGCCACCUGCCCCUGCCGCGUACCAUGCUGCGCUGGACCCGCCGCAAGCGACAUCACAAUACUUACGUGAAUUUAUAUAAGUGUGGACCUAGCGUCAUGACCCGAGACUAGUGAUUUUGUGUGAGUGUGGACCUAGCGUCAUGACCCGGGACCAUAGCUGUAAUAAGUGAUUCUGUGUGAGUGAAUAGUACCAGAGACAAUCAUGGGUAGUGAGGAGCUGAGUCCGCAGCCGGCUGAGCUGCAAGAACUGCUGCUGGACCACCGCGCACGGCAUACUAUAAUCCCAAACCAAGAGUUGAGCGGCAGCCGCGAGCGCAAGGCGCCGGCGCGGCCCGCGGACCAGGACUUGGUGUCGGCGGCCAUCGGGGACUACGGGAGAUGGCAGCUGCUGAUCACCUUCCUCAUAUCGCUGUUCUCCUUCCCGUGCACCUUCCACAUGUAUAUGAGCAAUUUCACGGUAGCAAAAUCGGAUUACUGGUGCGCCCGUCCCAACAACCUCUCCUCAGUACCAGUCAGCAUAUGGAAACAAUACUCCCAGCCGAACGGCCCAUGCACCAUACGCCAGCUCCCAGACGGCAUAACCGCAGAAGCUAUCUUCAACAACACUGCCCCUGUGUUAGACACGUUUAUGAAGUGCACUAAUUGGGAGUUCGAUAAGUCUGAGAUCUCGUCCACAAUAAUAUCGGAGUGGCUGCUGGUGUGCGAGCGGCAGGGGCUCACGAACCUGGCCGAGGCCAUGUUCCUGUUAGGUGUGGGCCUCGGAGGCGUCAUCGGGGGAUGGGUCUCGGAUAAAUUCGGCCGCAAACGCAUCCUAAUGUUCAUGGUGCUGGCGCAGACGACACUCGCCCUCCUCUCGCUGAUGGUUCGCUCGUACUUCCAGUACGUAGUGCUCCGUCUGUUCGUCGGCUUCGUGUCAGUAUCCGUAGUCUACGCCGCCUUUGUUCUGGCCGUGGAGAUCGUGGGCGGGAAGUGGGUGACCAUAGCCGGCGUGUGCAACUUCUUCCCUCUCCCUCUCGCCUACAUCAUCGUGUCGCUCGUCUCGCUCUUGCUGCCCGACUGGAGAAACCUCACGCUGGCGCUGUCGAUUCCUGGGUGCAGCUUGCUGAUAUUAUGGUUCGUGAUACCAGAGUCUCCUCGCUGGCUCCUAAGCAUGGGCAGGAUAAAAGAAACCAAAGUGAUCCUGCAGAGAGCAGCAAACUUCAACGGUCGAGCUCUUCCCAGCGACAUCGACAAACAGCUCGAGUUGAAAAAAGCCGAAAUUCUUGGUCAGAAUGAGAAUCCAGGAAUCGUAAUGCUCUUCAAGCCGCCCUUACGGAAGAGGACGUUUUGUUUGGCGGUCGCUUGGUUCGCAAUGACGAUUGGAUACUACGGCCUGGUACUAAACAUUGGGAACUUCGACAUCUGGAACGUCCACUCCACGUCGAUAAUCCUAGCCGUGGUUGAAGUGCCAGCGAUUGCGUUGAGCAUCCCAGUUCUCCUAAAAGCUGGGAGAAGAAUCCCGAUAUUCAUCACGAUGGUGGUGUGUGGGCUGGCGUGUCUGGCGACGGAGGUCUUCGCCAUCGCCUACAAGGAGAAAUGGGUGAUGAUUGGUUGCUUGAUGGUGGGGAAGUUCGCCAUCGCUAUGACCAACAUGAUGCUGCCUAUAUUCACGGCGGAGCUGUACCCGACAGUGGUCCGGAACCUGGGCGUCGGCGGGAGCCAAGUGUCAGCGGGGAUGGCCUUGAUUAUUAUACCGUAUCUUUGGAAUUUGACGGCGUUCAGCGCGCACCUGCCCAUGGUGACGAUGGCGGUGCUGAUCGCGCUGGGCGGCGGCGUGGUGCUGCUGCUGCCCGACACCGUGGACCACACAGCCGGCGGUGACGUCAUCGCCGACAAGACGACUACCGAUAACACCGUGGUUCCAAACGGAACGUUCGUCAUAGCCGACUCAAGAAGCCCGUAGAGUGCAUAAACAAAAUAAUGGACAUGGAUAUACGAAUAACACAAUGGUGCAUAAUACAACUGUUAAUAGUGUACCCUGUAGGACCAUCCGUGAACCAAAGGUAACAAUAAAGUCACAGUGUGUGUGUACAUAUAUGACAGUGUUAAAGGAGCUUUAAAGAAGCAAUAAUAUCUGACAAGCCUCGAACAUUCGCCGUUGUGGACAUAAUACAACUGUGUCGUGUACGUUGUAUGGAUAAUGAAAUUAUGUUAUGUGAGUGAGAAAGACUUGGGUCGAGCCGCCAUUCGAGUGUUACCAAAUAAGCUACGCAUAGUUACGCAUAUGGACCGUACAUGUGGAUUUAACAUUAUCAAAUAACGCAUAAAAAUUGUUGCAUCUGAUUUAAUUACUAAAAGGGCUGAUCUUUAGGUAGUCAGAUAAAGUUAGACGAUAUUCUGUUAGAAAGUAACAGCAAGCAAUUUAUUCCUAUGUAACACUUUUAUAUGACUAUUGGAUAAUCAGCCCUGGAUACCAGAAUUUAUAGCUUUAAGUUGAUAUUUAAUUAAACUAGUGAUGUAGUUUUUAAGACACUAGUUAAUAUUGUGUUAAUUUAUGUUUAGAGACAGUGUUAAAAUAUUUUUACUGUAGAUAAUGUCUUCAAACUAUGAUUGUUGUAACCAUCUCUUUAAAUUUGAUAACUC